CGAUAAUUAAUGAUUCUUACAAUUUCGUUUUCUUUCUAUGCGCAGUACUGAAAUAUGUCUUUAGUCUCUUGGCCAUCUUUCCAAAUUCCAACCAGCCGUCCGUUUCAAUUCAGUAAAGCGCCUCUUCAGAUUUUCAUAGCCAUUUUCUAAUGGAAGCUGAAAAGAACGAGAGAGCGGACUCCAUGGUCGAAAAAGACGACGACGACCCACCAAUGCUGAGCUCUCAUGCUCUUGAAGCCCUGAAAGAGUUUCUGAACGAACAGCAUCGGAACCUUGUCGAUGGAGUCGAAGCAAACGGAAGCCCCGAAGUUGCUCUAGUGGCGGAGGAUUGGAGGCUAAGUCAGUUCUGGUAUGACAGAGUUACCGCAGAGACCGUCGCCGAGGAGAUUCGGAACCUCAGCAUCUCAACAGCUUCGCCGGUGGCUUGCAUAGCUUGUCCAACCCUCUACGCGUAUCUCAAGAAAAUGGAUGCUAGCCUUUCUGUGCAACUACUUGAGUAUGACAAGCGCUUUGAGCAAUAUGGGAGUGACUUCACAUUUUAUGAUUACAACCAACCAGAAGAGAUGCCAAUGGAAAUGAAACAUGCUUACCAAGUUGUUGUUGCAGAUCCUCCUUACCUGAGCAAGGAGUGCUUGGAGAAAGUUGUUCGGACAAUGGAAUUUCUUGCAGAACCAGGGAAAUCUUAUUUGCUUUUACUCACAGGGGAGGUACAGAAGGAGAGUGCUGCUGAGCUUUUAAACUUGUAUCCAUGUGGCUUUAGGCCUCAGCACUCUAGCAAGCUUGGAAAUGAAUUCCGUCUCUUCAUUAACUAUGACCCAGGGGAGAGAUUAGGUGGAUGGGAGCAAGGAAAAUAAUUUGUUCCCUUUCUACAACAAGAUGCCUAUAGUCAAAAUUAUCUGAUCGGGAUGAAGUUUGGGCAAUGCAUUUUCUCCAUUGAAUGUGCCACAUGACCAUGCCAAGGGCAAAACUAAGUGCAAACUAAUGAAGAUUCAAUCUGAAUGCUUAUAUGGCCAAUACUUUACCUGGUUCACAAUUGGGAUGAAUUUGUAUGGUUACAAUAGGCCAAACUAAACUAGGUGCACAAUUUAGCUUGUAUUAAUCACUAAGUUGUGGGUGUCUGAAUUUGGUAACUAUAAUUUUGUAUGCGCGGAGAACAUGUAGUUAAACGGAUUCACUGUUGCAAUGAUGAA
Nelumbo nucifera (sacred lotus) is the source of this 1190-nucleotide messenger RNA. Its product is annotated as nucleic acid binding / methyltransferase. Gene Ontology annotation, biological process: methylation. The record is from RefSeq and is a predicted model, not a curated record. Gene Ontology annotation, molecular function: protein-lysine N-methyltransferase activity; nucleic acid binding. NCBI's taxonomy places the organism in Eukaryota, Viridiplantae, Streptophyta, Magnoliopsida, Proteales, Nelumbonaceae.